This is a messenger RNA of Acanthosepion pharaonis, 1245 nucleotides long. The record is from the annotation of a GenBank genome assembly. NCBI's taxonomy places the organism in Eukaryota, Metazoa, Mollusca, Cephalopoda, Sepiida, Sepiidae.
AUGAAUGCACAUUUAAUUCGUACUUUCUCAGUAUCGAUAAGUCAUUUUUUUUUUCUUUUGCGAAUGGCCAAAAUGCAAAAACGAGAGCGAAAUGAUAGAUUUCCCAGCCGUACAGCACGACCAUUUCUGCUUCUUCUUGCCCUCUCCUUCUUUUCACGUUGUUCUUGCUUCUAUUUCAUUAAACUCAUCAGCUUUUUAGCAAGCUUCUCCUUAUUCUAUCCAUCCAUCCUUCCUUUCUUCUUUUUCUUCAUGUUAAUAUUUAUUUACAUUUCGCAUUCUAUUUCUCCUUCUUAUAAGUUUGUUUUUCAUUAUUCACCAUUCUUUCUGCUUCCGUGCCUUUCCUGUCGUCUGCUUUUUUACACCCGCCAUUGUUCGGCCAUCUUUUUUAUUCUAUUCUCUUUAUCUAUUGUACUUUCUUCCGUACUAUCUUUUCUUCAUUUCCUUCCUGCCUCUUUUCUCUGUCUUUCCCUUUCUCUCCAUCUUCGAUCCUUCUUCUCUUCGAUGCAACUCCCAUUUCCCUAUUCUCAUUACUCCCCCUCCUCCUCCUUCUUACAACCAGUCAGACAGUUUUGUACAUUCUUCUCUUCUUUUAGUAUUUUUCCUCAUCUAUCUAUUUCAGUCUGUUCAUAUCUAUCUAUCUAUCUAUCUAUCUAUCUAUCUAUCUAUCUGAUCUGCUCAUAUCUAUCUAUAUAUCUAUCUCAGUUUGUCCAUAUUUAUCUAUCACACUGUUCAUAUCAAUCUCAGUCUGUUCAUAGCUAUCUAUCUAUCUAUCUAUCUAUCUAUCUCAGUCUGUUUAUAUAUCUAUCUCAGUCUGUACAUACAUGUCUAUCUAUCUCAGUUUUUUCAUAUCUAUCUAUCUAUCUAUCUAUCUAUCUAUCUAUCUCAGUCUUUUCAUAUACAUCAAUCUCAGUCUGUUCAUGUCUAUCUAUCUAUCUAUCUAUCUAUCUAUCUAUCUAUCUAUCUACCUCAGUCUGUUCAUAUCCAUCAAUCUCAGUCUGUUCAUAUCUAUCUAUCUAUCUAUCUAUCUAUCUAUCUAUCUAUCUAUCUAUCUCAGUCUGUUCAUAUCUAUCUCAGUCUGUACAUAUCUAUCUAUCUAUCUAUCUAUCUAUCUAUCUAUCUAUCUAUCUAUCUCAGUCUGUUCAUAUCUAUAUAUCUAUCUAUCUAUCUCAGUCUGUUCAUAUCCAUCAAUCUCAGUCUGUUCAUAUCUAUCUAUCUACCUAUCUAUCUAUCUAUGUUAAUCUAUAA